GAACCUGUAUAAUUCUGUUGGCCUGUAACCCCACUAUAAAAGCUAUUUUUCUAUUGGACUAUAGCUAGAACUCAAAGAAAUGGAGGAAUACUAUUGGUAAUUGUGAAUAACUGAAAAUCUCUCUAGCUUUAAGUACCUGUUAACCUAAAAUCAAAGGGAACUUGGAUAGCAAAUGGUUCAUCAUUUUUGUUUUGAUUUGGGUUUUUUUUUGGCUGCACCAUGAGGGUUGCAGGAUCUUAUUUCCCUGAUCAGGGAUCGAACCUGUCGGAGUCUUAACAGCGGGUCACCAGAGAAGCCCCUCAUCCUUCAUUCUUACCAUCUCAAGGUAUGUGUAGUUUGCAAACAUUACUAUGCCCCACAUCUGUAAUAAUAAUCCUAGUAGCUUUUCUAUAACAUAGGGUAAGCCUUCAGGAAUUUGCUGUGCAUUGCGUGUGUGUGUUCAGUCAUGUGCAAGUCUUUGCAACUCCAUGAACUGUAGCCCUCUAGGUUCCUCUGUCCAUGGAAUUUUCCAGGCAAAAAAUACUGUAGGGUUGCCAUUUCCUACUCCAGGGGAUCGUUCUGGCCAAGGGAUCGAACCCGCGUGUCUUUUCUCUUCUAUAUUGGCAGGUAGAUUCUUUACCACUGUGCCACCUGGGAAGCUAUACAUUAGUCACAGCUAAUAUUGAGUUCAUAGUAAAUGCCAGGUAUGAUUCUAAGCAUCCCACAUAUUUUAGCCCAUUUAAUCUUCACCCAAUAUUAUAAGGUGGGUAUAGUAUUCCCUCAAAACAGAUGAAGGAACUGAGAUUUGAGGCUUAAUGAGAUUAAAUAAGACUUGGCAGCCCACUCCAGUAUUCUUGUUUUGGAGAAUCCCAUGGACAGAGGAGCCUGGCGGACUACAGUCCAUGAGGCUGCAGAGUCAGACACCACUUAGGGACUGAGCACACACCCCCAACGAGAUUGAAUAACUUGUCUGAGAUGACAGAGUAAAUGCCAGAGAAGUGGUUUUUAGGUUAGAAUCUACUGUCUCCUGAAAUGUGAAUGUUAAAACAUGAGAGGAAGAAGUCUUAGAGGACUCUGAUUCUGAAAGGGACAUAUACCAGCCUGUGUGCCAGGAGGCCUCUGGGUCUGCAUCUGCCACAGCGGCUUGUGGACCUCUUCUCUGGAGUGGAACAACAAAAAGCCAAAUUCUCUGGCUUUUUCCAUCCUGUCGUUGAAAGUUGCCCCUCUCCGUCCCCACACCCCCUUUCCGGUCACGGCAGCCUGAACUUUAACGACAGACUAAACUGUGAUUCUGGGCAAGUGACUUAACUGACACUGUACAUGGGGAUGAUAAUAACAGUGUCUAGUUCCUACAAUUUUGUGUGCCAUGAGCAUCCAGAUGCAUGUCAGCAGGGGCAAACGAUUACUGUUUUUCACGAUUCAACCCCACGACCCUUUAAUCGGCUGAGACCACAAGACUAACAACCCUCGCUGGAGGCAAUGGACUAGCUGAGCCGGUCUGGGCCGUGGACACCUGCCUCACUGCUGGGCAGCCCUCCCCUCAGCAGCAUAAAGCCUGGACUGCACCGGCCAAGAAAUCAACCUUCCUUUCACCUCUCACUGUGAAAAUUUACGGUGGACCUACAAGGGAGGUGAACAACGACCUGGCCCCGCAGGGCUGGACAAUGAAAAAGGCACGCCCCCGACAAGUUAAAAAUGAGAAGCCAGUGCAGGAUGGGUCCCGACUGGCCCUGAGGAACGUCCAGCCGCCAGCGGUGGGACCCUGGACUGACAGGAGAGCGCCACGGGACACAAGAACACUCCCCUCGACUGCGCCCGCGCCGGGCUCCAUAGCGCCAGCACCUUCAGGGCGCAGGCGCGGGCCCCGCCGCCCCGUCGACGGCGUCUCCCUGAGAGCUCUGCGGCAGCGCUGACCUGGUCGGGGCCACUCUUCCCCGCAUCUCCCAAGCACCGAGCGGGUGGUCGAGUGAACCGUGGCUCAAUUGGCCCCCGAGGCUUCCUGGGCAGGUGAGCCCUCUCCUGCAGCUCCCUUAAGUUAGCGGGUGAGGGCCGCCUUGAAAUCCGUUUUGACCAGGGCAGUGAUUCUCAAAACUUGUCUGUGGGGGAAGAAUUUCUCCACAGUUAGAUUUUCGGGCCCACCCCGACACUCAAAAGCAAGGGGUCUCGCGUGACUCGGAGGUCUGCACUCAAGCUUUCCGAGGAAUUCUGACCCCCGUACCCCGCCGGUCUACCCGUCGCACCCGAUAUAAGCUUAAUUUCCACUAACCGACCUAGUGAUCUCGCCCCUAAGGUUUCUGGGAUCUCGGGCUCGCGCGACGGUCCAGUCUCCCUACCCCAAUUGGCCCCUCCUUCGUCCCGCCCCCACAGGCAAAUAUUUUCUUCUGACUGGUCAGCGGUAAGUGUGUGGCGAAACCUGAACCAAUGGGCGCUAGAGUUCUCAGAACGUAAUCCGGAAGUUGGUCCUGAGCAGUUCCGAUUGGUUGUUGACGCCUAACCCGCGUUGAGACUUCCGGCGUGGGUGCGGAGCGCGGAGUCCUGUGAGGUGAAAGGCGUGGAGCUCAGGUCCUGUUCUAGGGCGGUCUUGGCGGGGGCGGGCCAAGGGGCGGUGCGGCGGCGCCCGCGAGCAACUGAGGCUGAGGCGCAGGAGCCGUUUGCGCCAGGGUUGGAGCCAGCUUUCUCGGCCAGGGUUUGGAGCCCCGGGCCACCUGGCUGUUGCGGACUCCAGCCAUCCUUGCGCUGGGCCAGGGGCGUCUUUGGCGUGCGCAGCUGGUUUCGCGGCCAAGGCGGUCUGGGGGCCUGAAGAUGGCGUCGGGUCCCGGCUUCCAGGACCGGGAAGGGCUCCUGAUAGUAAAACUGGAGGAGGACAGCGCCUGGAGCCAGGAGCUGCCCCAGCCAGACCCAGGUCCCAGCCCGGAGGCCUCUCACCUGCGCUUCAGACGGUUCCGCUUUCAAGAGGCCGCUGGGCCCCGGGAAGCCCUCAGCCGGCUCCAGGAGCUUUGCCACGGGUGGCUCCAGCCGGAGAUGCGCACCAAGGAGCAGAUCUUGGAGCUGUUGGUGCUGGAGCAGUUCCUGACCAUCCUGCCCCAGGAGAUCCAGAGCAGGGUGCAGGAGCUGCACCCGGAGAGCGGCGAGGAAGCGGUGACUCUCGUUGAGGAUAUGCAGAAAGAACUUGGGAGACUGAGACAGAAGGUCACAAACCGUGGGCGGGGAACAGAAAUGCUUUUGGAGGAGCCUUUGCCUCUGGAAACAGCACAAGAGUCACCGAGCUUCAAGCUGGAGCCCAUGGAGACUGAGCGAAGCCCUGGCCGCAGGCUGCAGGAGCUGCUAGGCCCCGACCCCAAAAGGGACCCUCAGACUGUAAAGGAGAGGGCAUUAUCUGCUCCCUGGCUUUCUCUCUUUCCUCCCGAAGGAAACAUGGAAGACAAGGAGCUGACUGGGCCCCAGUUGCCUGAGAGCUUAGAGGACGUGGCUAUGUACAUCUCCCAGGAGGAGUGGGGGCGUCAGCAUCCUAGUAAGAGGGCCCUCUCCCGGGACACGGUGCAGGAGAGUUAUGAGAAUGUGGACUCACUGGAGUCUCAGGUUCCCAGUCAGGAGGCCCUGAGCACCCAGGUGGAACAUGGAGGAAAGCCCUGGCACCCCAGUGUCCAGACUUGCAAGGAAGGUCUGAGCUCCAGGACCCCAGCUCCAGGGGAAGAGAAAUUUGAGAACCAGCAAGAGUGUGCUCAGUCUGUUUCCCCUGAGAGUAUCCACUGUCAGGCACUGCUGCCUGGCCAGGCCAGAGGGGAGGUGCCCUGGAGUCCUGAGCAGGGAAGGCCUCGGGACAGGGCAGAAAAGCUUUGGGAGCCUCCCACAGAGGAUCGAAUGGAGCAGUCCUUAGUGGGGGCCACAAGUUGCAAAAAACUGGGACGACCAACGGAACUGCAGCCGAAGAAGCUCCACUUAUGUCCCUUGUGUGGCAAAAAUUUCUCUAACAACUCGAACCUGAUUAGGCACCAGAGAAUACAUGCAGCAGAAAGACUGUGCAUGGGUGUGGAGUGUGCUGAAAUCUUUGGUGGGAAUCCACACUUUUUAUCACUACACAGAGCACACCUGGGAGAGGAAGCCCAUAAGUGCCUCGAGUGUGGAAAAAGCUUCAGUCAGAAUACCCACCUGACUCGCCACCAGCGAACCCACACAGGUGAGAAGCCCUAUCAGUGUAAUGUGUGUGGAAAGAGCUUCUCUUGCAACUCCAACCUCCACAGGCACCAGAGAACGCACACAGGCGAAAAGCCCUACAAGUGCCCUGAGUGCGGGGAGAUCUUCGCUCACAGUUCCAACCUCCUCAGGCACCAGAGAAUUCACACGGGAGAGAGACCUUAUAAGUGUGCUGAGUGUGGGAAAAGUUUCUCUCGCAGUUCACACCUUGUUAUUCACGAAAGAACUCAUGAGAAAGAGAGGCUGUACCCCUUCUCUGAGUGUGGAGAAGCAGUGAGGGACAGCACGCUCUUUCUUACAAAUCCGGGGACCCACCCCAAAGCAGAGAAGAAACUCUUCCAGUGUUUGACUUGUGGGAAAAGCUUCCGGCAGGGCAUGCACCUCACCAGACACCAGAGAACACACACAGGAGAGAAACCAUAUAAAUGUAACCUCUGUGGGGAAAACUUUUCUCAUAGAUCCAACUUAAUCAGGCACCAGAGAAUUCACACGGGAGAGAAACCCUAUACCUGUCACGAAUGUGGGGACAGUUUCUCUCACAGCUCCAAUCGGAUUCGUCAUCUGAGAACCCACACAGGAGAGAAACCUUAUAAAUGUUCUGAAUGUGGAGAAAGCUUUUCCCGGAGUUCACGCCUUAUGAGUCAUCAGAGAACUCACACUGGAUAGAAACAAUGGGAUUUCUUUUGGGCCCAGAUAAGGUGGCCUGUUCAGAGGGGCCUGUUAUUCAGAGCUCAUAUUCCUUACCCAUCGAGUAAUUACCCUGCCCUUGCAGGGCAGGGUCCUUCUGAGGGAAGUACAGAAGCAGCAAAGGAUUAGCAUAAAACUGAAAAGGAAUUCUGUUGGAAUUAGUGAGAAUAGCAAGUCUUUGAGGUGACCCACUCAAGCUGGAAUUCUGUGAAGUACUUCCUGUCCCAGGACACUAUCCCCCUCAUCAUAUUUAGCCAGCUUGUGAUGUGGGUGCCUUAUUCUGCCCUGUGUCCAUCCCAACAACUUUGGGAAUCCACGGACUUACUGCUUCCUCACUUGGGACAUUCAUCAGGAAUAUUUGGGCUCCUGAGGCCCUUGAGAGCAAAGAAGAGCAAUCAGGUUUCCUGGGAAAGCAGGAGGCACCAAAAUACUGGUGGUGACUUGCAGCUCUUCUGAAGGCCUGGCUGGGAAGUGCAUAGGCGGUCCCGGGCACCCACCGUCAGUGGCCUGACCAUAUUGGUCACUGGCAGGUCCUAAUGUAAUUGUCACCUCAAACAAAAAGGAACAAGAGACCUAAGGGAAAUAGACAGAAUUUGCAGGUCUGCCCGGAAAUAGGCAGAGGAAACUAUUUAAGUCUGAAUUAGUUUACCCUUUGCAGAGAUCGAGUCUUCAGAAGGUUCAUGGAAGAUGGGUUCCCUGGAAGACUUUGAAAACAUGGAUCCUGGGGAAGUUAGGAAUCAUGCCCACCCUUGUUGAAAAUAUGGUUGGAUGUUAAUAAAUAUCUUCAGGAAACAUGAA
Bubalus bubalis (water buffalo) is the source of this 5658-nucleotide messenger RNA. RefSeq names its product zinc finger protein 263 (gene ZNF263). Gene Ontology annotation, molecular function: DNA-binding transcription factor activity, RNA polymerase II-specific; RNA polymerase II cis-regulatory region sequence-specific DNA binding. The record is from RefSeq and is a predicted model, not a curated record. Gene Ontology annotation, biological process: regulation of transcription by RNA polymerase II. Lineage: Eukaryota; Metazoa; Chordata; Mammalia; Artiodactyla; Bovidae. The coding region runs from base 2782 to 4839 and encodes 685 amino acids. The transcript has 6 exons.